This is a messenger RNA of Schistocerca americana (American grasshopper), 5355 nucleotides long. RefSeq lists its product as uncharacterized. The record is from RefSeq and is a predicted model, not a curated record. The transcript has 29 exons. Gene Ontology annotation, biological process: carbohydrate metabolic process. NCBI's taxonomy places the organism in Eukaryota, Metazoa, Arthropoda, Insecta, Orthoptera, Acrididae. The coding region runs from base 7 to 5232 and encodes 1741 amino acids.
CCCGCUAUGGCCGCCCCCAGCACCGCGCUCCUCUUCCUCCUGUUGGCGGCCGCUGCCGCGUCGGCGGCGGCGCAGCAGCUGGCGUGGUGGCAGUCCGGCGUCGUCUACCAGAUCUAUCCCAAGUCCUUCAAGGACAGCGACGGCGACGGAGUCGGCGACCUCAACGGUAUCAUCGAGAAGCUCGAAUACCUCAAGGACCUCGGCGUGGCAGCGAUAUGGCUGUCCCCUAUCUACAAAUCGCCCAUGGCGGACAACGGCUACGACAUCGCAGAUUUCAGAGAGAUAGACCCAAUGUUCGGCACUAUGGAAGACUUUGACAGAUUACUGGAUGAGGCUCACAGCAGAGGUAUCAAAGUGAUUCUAGACUUCGUUCCGAACCACACCAGUGACGAGCACGAGUGGUUCGUAGCUUCGAGCAAUCCAACACACGAGAACCACGAAAUCUACAAAGACUAUUACGUGUGGCUUGAUGGCAAGGACAACGGAUCGGUGCCAAAUAACUGGAAAAAUAUGUUCGACGAAGGAAGCGCUUGGAAAUGGAGCCCGACGAGAAAUAUGUACUACUUGCACCAGUUCCACGAGAAGCAGCCAGACCUGGACUACAGGAACCCAAAUGUCCUCAGCGCCAUGCAGGGGGAGAUGAAGUUCUGGCUGGACAAGGGGGUGGACGGUUUCCGCAUGGACGCUGUGAUGUGUCUGGUGGAGGCUGAGGGUUUCCCUGACGCUGUGGAGGGCCAACCUACACCCAUGCAGCACCAGGACGAGACGUACGUCGUCAUACAAGAAUUCAGGAAACUCAUGGACAAUUACACAAACACGGUGAUGAUGACUGAGGCGUACGGCACUGUGGAGCAGGUUGUGGGUUACUAUGGCAACGCCACAAAUCCUGGCGCGCACUUCUCCUUCAACUUCUUGCUCAUCACCGACCUCAACAGCACAUCCACCGCAGAAGAAUUCGUCAACGUCAUCGGAAACUGGAUCGACGUGAUCAACACACGGGAACUCUGGUCCAACUGGGUGAUCGGCAACCACGACCAGCACCGUGUGGCCAGCCGGUACAGCCCAGAGAUCGUGGACGGCAUGAACAUGCUGGUGACGCUGCUGCCGGGAACCGCCGUCACCUACAACGGGGAAGAGAUCGGCAUGGAGGACAACUACAACAUGACGUGCGAGGUGGCCCACGACCCUCAAGGCUGCCACGAUAACGUCACUCUCGGGAACUCCAGAGACCCAGAGAGGACGCCCUUCCAGUGGGAUAACACUGCAAACGCUGGCUUCAGCAACACCACUGACGCGACUUGGCUGCCCGUCAACGAGAACUACGAGACUCUGAACGCCGCGGCCCAGGAGGCGGACGACCGCAGCCACCUCAAGACGUACCGCCAGCUGGUGCAGCUGCGCGCCGACCCAGCCGUCCAGACCGGCGACACAAAGGUCAACAGCUCGGGCAACGUGCUUGCCUUCUACAGGUCAGUGAACGAAAUGGCGUCUGUAGUUGUGCUGGUGAACGUGGGAACUGAGGAAGAAACCGUGGACUUGGUAGACACGCUGCGUAUCGUUACCGAGGAAGACGUGCUGGAAGUGUACGCCAGAAGCCUUGAGUCCCAAAAGGAAGAAGGGGAGGUGCUGGAGACGAGGGAAGUGACGCUGUCGGGGCGGGAGGCGGUGGUGCUGCGGCGCAAGCAAGAGCAGAGUGCCGCCGCCUCCAGACCGCUCUCUGCAGCGGCGGUGCUGCUCACAAUCGCGGCUCUGCUGUGGGCUGGGUUUUGUAUCACUGGCCCACGUCAACAAGUCGCCAUUCGCCGCUUUGUUGCGAGAUACCGAGCAAGGAUAGCAACCGUGCCUGUCCUAACUGAACGACACGCUAUGAGGAUGUCGCAUCUCUCUCUGGUCGCAGUUCUGCUGGCCGUUACCAGUCCAGUAUUGUGUCUCGAGUGGUGGAAAACAGCAAUAAUCUACCAGAUAUACCCCAAGUCUUUCAAAGAUUCUGAUGGCGAUGGCGUCGGCGACCUUCGUGGUAUAAUCGAGAAACUGGACUACCUGAGAGAUCUUGGAGUGUCAGCGAUAUGGAUGUCUCCUAUCUUCAGGUCGCCGAUGGCUGACAAUGGCUACGACAUUUCAGAUUUCAGGGACAUCGAUCCUACUUUUGGAACCAUGGCUGACUUCGACGAACUUCUGGCAACAGCACACAACAAAAGCAUCAGAGUAAUACUCGACUUCGUGCCCAACCACAGCAGCGAUGAACACGAAUGGUUCAUUGCUUCCAGUGACCCUACGCACGAAAACUACACCAAGUAUAAGGACUACUACGUAUGGCUGAAUGGGACUUACGGUACGCCGCCAAACAACUGGCCUGGUGGCUUCAACGAGCCCUCUGCCUGGGAGUGGAUCGAGGCCCGCCAGCAGUAUUACCUGCACCAGUUCCUCCACAAACAGCCCGACCUCAACUACAGGAACCCUGUCGUUCUGGAAGAGAUGAAGAAUGUUUUGAGGUUCUGGUUGGAUAAAGGAGUUGAUGGUUUUCGUAUGGACGCCGUUAGCUGCAUUGUGGAAGCAGAAGGCUUCCCAGAUAUUGUAGACGGCCAACCUAACCCCAUGCAGCAUCAACCGGAAACAUACGCAGUAAUCGAGGAAUUCCGCACCGUGUUGGACGAAUACCAAGAAAAGGUGAUGAUGACGGAGGCGUACGGAUCUCUGGACCAGGUGCUGGGUUACUACGGCAACGCCACCAACCCUGGCGCGCAUUUCUCCUUCAACUUCCUGCUCAUCACCGACCUCAACGGUGACUCCAGCGCAGAGGACUUCGUCCGCAUCGUCGGCGACUGGAUCAACGUCGUCAAUGAAAACGGAGUUUGGUCCAACUGGGUGAUCGGCAACCACGACCAGCACCGCGUGGCCAGCCGGUACAGCCCAGAGAUGGUGGAUGGGAUGAACAUGUUGGUGACGUUGCUGCCGGGAACCGCCGUCACCUACAAUGGAGAGGAAAUCGGUAUGGAGGACAACUACAACAUGACGUGCGAGGUGGCUCAGGACCCGCAAGGGUGCGCAGAUAACGUCACGCUGGGAAGUUCCAGGGACCCACAGAGGACGCCGUUCCAGUGGGACGACUCCAAGAAUGCAGGCUUCAGCACGGCGGACGUGACGUGGCUGCCUGUGAACCCCAACUACCCGACACUGAACGCCGCACUCCAGGACUCGGUGGACGGCCGCAGCCACAUCAAGACGUACCGCCUGCUGGCCCAGCUGCGGCUGGACGAGUCCCUCCAUAACAGCAAUGCCACCGUCACCAGCUCGGGAAGCGUCUUCCUCUUCAGCAGGGGGCAGACGCAGAACGACGCUACAGUUGUGGCGAUGAACGUGGGGUCUGAGGAAGCGACGGUGGACAUCAUUGCCUCUCUACCUGGCGUCGACCUACCUACAACUCUCGUGGUGUACGCGUCCAGUGUCAACAGCGAAUUGGAUGAAGGUCGUCACUCGCUGCGAGAUACGGAGAAAACCAGCAACCGUACCUGUGCUAACUUCGUGGCGCAAACACACACAUACACAAUGAGGAUGUCGCAUCUCUCUCUGGUCGUAGUUCUGCUCGCUGUCGCCAGCCCAGCGCUGUGUCUCGAGUGGUGGAAAACCGCAAUAAUCUACCAGAUAUACCCCAAGUCUUUCAAGGAUUCUGAUGGCGAUGGCGUCGGCGACCUUCGUGGUAUAAUCGAGAAACUGGACUACCUGAAUGAUCUUGGAGUGUCGGCGAUAUGGAUAUCUCCUAUCUUCAGGUCGCCGAUGGCUGACAACGGCUACGACGUCUCGGAUUACCGGGACAUCGAUCCAAUUUUCGGAACUAUGGAUGACUUCGACGAACUUCUGGAAACAGCGCACAGUAAAGGCAUCAGAGUACUCCUCGACUACGUGCCCAACCAUACUAGCGAUGAGCACGAAUGGUUUAUCGCUUCCAGCGACCCUACGCACGAAAAUUACACGAGGUAUAAGGACUACUACGUAUGGGUGGACGAGACUGAAGAUUCGCUGCCAAAUAACUGGCCCGGUGGUUUCAACGAGCCUUCUGCAUGGCAGUGGAAAGAGGCCCGCCAGCAAUACUACCUGCACCAAUUUCACUACAAGCAACCCGACCUCAACUACAGGAACCCUGUCGUUUUGGAGGAGAUGAAGAAUGUUUUGAGGUUCUGGUUGGACAAAGGAGUGGAUGGCUUUCGUAUGGAUGCCGUUAUCUGCCUUGUGGAAGCGGAAGGUUUCCCAAAUAUUACAAACGGCGAACCUAACCCCAUGGUGCAUCAACCGGAAACAUACGCAGUGGUCGAGGAAUUUCGCACAGUGCUGGACGAGUACGAAGAAAAGGUGAUGGUGACGGAGGCGGGAGGAACUCUGGAUCAGGUACUGGGUUACUAUGGCAACGCCAGCAACCCCGGUGCGCACUUAUCCUUCAACUUCCUGCUCAUCACCGACCUCAACGGUCGCUCCACGGCAGAGGAGUUUGUCCGCGUCGUCAGUGAAUGGAACGAUAUUGUCAAUGAACGUGGUAUCUGGUCCAACUGGGUGCUUGGCAACCACGACCAGCACCGCGUGGCCAACCGCUACAGCCCAGAGCUGGUGGACGGCAUGAACAUGCUGGUGACGCUGCUACCUGGAACCGCCGUCACCUACAACGGAGAAGAGAUCGGCAUGGAGGACAACUACAACAUGACGUGCGAGGUGGCUCAGGACCCACAGGGCUGCGCAGAUAACGUCACACUGGGAAAUUCCAGGGACCCGGAGAGGACGCCAUUCCAGUGGGACGCCUCUAAGAACGCAGGCUUCAGCACGGCGGACGAGACGUGGCUGCCCGUCAACCCCAACUACCUGACCCUGAACGCGGCGCAGCAGGAAUCCACGGCUGGCCGCAGCCACCUCAAGACGUACCGCCUGCUGGCGCAGCUACGGCAGGACGACGAGUCCAUCCACAACAGAAAUGUCUCCGUCGCCAGCGCCGGCAGCGUCUUCCUUUUCAGCAGGUCACAGAACGGUACUGCCACAACAGUCGUGGCGCUGAACGUAGGGUCUGAGGAGGAGACUGUGGACGUCAUUGAGUCAAUGCCGGACGUCGACCUUCCUAUAACUCUCAGGGUGUACGCGUCCAGCGUCAACAGCGAACUGGAUGAAGGGCGGCUGGUGAACGCACGCGCACUGCGACUGCCCGGCCAGCAGGCGGUGGUGCUGAGGCCUGCGUUUGAAAGGACUGGCUGAGCUGCGACACCUCGGCGACGCUGCUUUAGUUAGAGAGGAAAAGUAUUACCAUGUGUAAUAAUGAACUAGGAGAAGAAACUGUGGAAGUGGAAUAUCUGUCAGCAAAAUAAAUCACUCUGUUCA